Scomber japonicus (chub mackerel) is the source of this 1540-nucleotide messenger RNA. RefSeq names its product collagenase 3-like. The coding region runs from base 1 to 1422 and encodes 473 amino acids. NCBI's taxonomy places the organism in Eukaryota, Metazoa, Chordata, Actinopteri, Scombriformes, Scombridae. Gene Ontology annotation, cellular component: extracellular matrix. The transcript is spliced from 10 exons. Gene Ontology annotation, biological process: proteolysis; collagen catabolic process; extracellular matrix organization. Gene Ontology annotation, molecular function: zinc ion binding; metalloendopeptidase activity. The record is from RefSeq and is a predicted model, not a curated record.
AUGACGACAUUCAAACUUAGCAUUCUACUAAGCUUGGCAGCUGCACUUAACUGCCUGCCUAUAGCACAGAUUACUCUUCAAGAUGAGAACUUUGCGGAGGGCUACCUGAAGCAAUUCUUCAACCUAACUGAUGAGGCCGGUCCCUCUGUCAGACGUGCGGUCAGCCCCAUAACCAAGAAGCUGACUGAGAUGCAGCAAUUCUUUGGUCUGGAGAUCACCGGCACCCUGGAUGCUGAUACCCUGGCGGUGAUGAAGAAGGCCAGAUGUGGUGUUCCAGAUGUGAGCCUUGGACGUUUCGCUACCUUUCCAGGCUUCAAGUGGGAUAAAACCAGUCUUACUUACAGGAUAGAGAACUACACACCUGACAUGUCUGUGGCAGAGGUUGAUGACUCCAUGGAGAAAGCUCUGCAGGUCUGGGCCAAAGUUACUCCUCUGAGAUUCACCAGAAUCUACAGUGGCAUUGCUGAUAUCAUGAUCUCCUUUGGCCGCAGAAACCAUGGUGAUUUUAGCCCCUUUGAUGGCCCUGGUGGCCUUCUUGCCCACGCCUACGCCCCAUCUGCUGGCAUCGGAGGAGAUGCUCAUUUUGAUGACGAUGAGGACUUCACCUUCCGCUCAACCAAAGGGUACGUCCUGUUCAUCGUAGCUGCCCACGAGUUUGGCCACUCUUUGGGUUUGUCUCACUCUCAGGAUCCUGGUGCACUCAUGUACCCCACCUACAUAUACAGAAACCCUGAAACCUUCGUCUUGCCCCGGGAUGAUGUCAACGGCAUCCAGUCUCUCUAUGGUCAAAACCCUGAUGGUGGUUCAGUUACUCCUGGACCUGAGCCUCCCAAAACCCCCGAUAGCUGUGACUCAACCAUGGUCUUGGACGCUGUCACCACCCUGCGUGGAGAGCUGUACUUCUUCAAAGACGGCUUCUUCUGGCGUAGCCACCCUCAAGUCAACAGACCUCAGCAGAGUCUCAUCCAAAGCUUCUGGCCUGAUGGCCCUGACAGUGUUGAUGCUGCUUUUGAGAGCAAAGUAACAGACAAAAUCCUGCUCUUUAAAGGUCGUAAGAUGUGGGCUUUCAAUGGCUAUGACCUUGUACCUGGCUAUCCUAAACCACUCUCCAGUUUCGGUCUACCCAAAACUUUGAAGAAAGUCGAUGCAGUUAUGUACGACGUGGAUACUGGCAAGACUCUGAUCUUUGUGGGCCGCUAUUACUACAGCUAUGAUGAGGAGAGAAAGACCAUGGACAAGGGAUUCCCCAAACGUAUUGAUGAGACCUUCAAUGGCAUGACCACCAAAGUGACGGCAGCUUUCCAGUACAGAAGUUUCACCUACAUCUACAGUGGACCCCAGAUGUAUGAGUUCAGCUUGAGGAGCGGCAGGUUGUUCCGUGUGCUUGGAAAUGACUACUUCUUGCCCUGCACUAACUUCUAAACCAGCUGAAGAACAGAAGUUAUUAAUGCAGCUACUGUGAAUGACAAUGAAGACAGUUAAAAAGUGUCCAUCCUUUGAAAUAAUAUAUUCUAUAAUAUGGAGUAAUAUUGUUACUGGC